AUGUGGCGCCCGGGCCUCGACCGCACCCUCCCGCCGCGGGCGGCCGGCGUGCUGCUGCUGCUCGCGACGGCAGCAACGACGCAGCUCCCCUGUCAGGAGAAGUACUUCUCGCUGGGCCGACCGCCGCGCGGCGCGCCUUUCGUGGAGGACGCGCGCCGCGUGGGCCUCUGCCAGCGGUACCACGGCGCCGACUACUACUUCACGCUGUUCGACACGCGCUACCGCAUCCCCGUGUACUCGGCGUACGUGCCGGCGCCGGAGCCGGCCGACGGCGCGCGCAGCGGCAGGCGUCGCACCGGACGCUGGUACGUGGAACACUCCCUGGCCGAGGACAGCAACGGCACUCAGGGUAUGGACCAGUGGCCAGGCUCCAGAGGCCGAGUGUCACGCCGCAUGCGGGACCAGCUGCCACGCCUCCAGGCCGUCGACGACGACUACGCCGAGUCGGGCUUCAACCGCGGCCACCUCAACCCCAACUUCCUGCAGGACGGCAAGAAUCCGCGCCUCGCCACCUUCACCCUCACCAACGCCGUGCCUCAGGAGCCUUGCUUCAACCAGGGCGCGUGGAAGCGCGCCGAGCAGCUGUUCGAUGAUGUGUUCGUCACGUUCUGCUACGCCCGGAACGGUUCGCUGCACGCGCUGACCGGCGCCGUGCCGAACUACCCGGCUGAGGAGAGUGACCUGAGGACGACUCGGACCAUAUCCUGCGGCGACAAUGAGGGCGGCUGCAGCGUCUGGAGGCCCCAGCACGAGGAAGACAUGUACCACAGGGUCAACAUUCCGUCCCGGAUGUGGACGGCGGCCUGCUGCCGGUACAUGGAGGAUGGCCGCCAGAUGGCGCUGCCCUACCUGCACUGGGGACUGAACGCGCGCGACGGCAUUGCUCACCUCAACGUGGGCGGCCACGAGCUGCGCCACUUCGAGCUGCAGCUACGCGAGUGGCACUACGCAGAAAGCGGCGGCGGCGAGCUCGACCCACUGCUGCUCCACGCCAUGGGACGCCAGCGGCGCGUCCAGCAGCUGACCAACCGUAUCUACGGCCUGCUGGCCACCGGCCGCUACUUCGUGAAGUGCGUCGACCCGCUGGACAGCUACGUGCACAGCCACGAAGCGAACAGCGCGCGCACGCACCACACGCUCGCCAGCCCCUACUGCUCGCUCUCGAUGAGCUACGAGCCGGACGACCCCAUUCCGGACCUAAACCUGGUGCUGCGCCUGUCCUCGCGGAGCGUCGCCUGGACGCUCGAGUACGCCGCUCACGCCGGCGCGCUGGCCAGCGGCGACACGGUGCUGCUGGUCGACCGCGAGACAUGCGUUGGCCUUACCUACCCGCACCGGCGCCGUGGCUGGCCGCAUGGCCACAUCGUCGGCAACGGUGCGCGGGUGCGACUGCGCACCGCACACACCACGGACGCGUCGUACGACAUUCUGUACAGCUCGUACACGUCCAACAUCUAUUACGACCGGUUCGACGACAGCAGCAAGCAGCUGUGGCGGGUGGGCGGGCUCCCGCGCCACGGUGGCCAGAUCACGUUAGAAAACGUGCGGUUUGACAAAUGGUACUUGGCCUUAAAGGACAGCGUGACGGACGACGGGGGAGUGUUCAAAGGGAAGUUGUGCACCAACCACAACAAGUGGCUGGUCUACAAGCUGCCAGCUACGAUCAAGGUCGAAUACGGGUCGGAGAUUCAUGGGUUCGAGACAAUGGUGCGCAACGCUUGCGCACCAGGGGAGAACAAGCCACUCUGCACUGUGUGA
Molecule: messenger RNA, 1758 nt
Organism: Pollicipes pollicipes
Lineage: Eukaryota; Metazoa; Arthropoda; Thecostraca; Pollicipedomorpha; Pollicipedidae
Exons: 6
Coding region: 1-1758 (585 amino acids)
Molecular function (GO): nucleic acid binding; metal ion binding; hydrolase activity
Source: RefSeq, a predicted model, not a curated record